Molecule: messenger RNA, 1173 nt
Organism: Lolium rigidum
Lineage: Eukaryota; Viridiplantae; Streptophyta; Magnoliopsida; Poales; Poaceae
Exons: 8
Coding region: 1-846 (281 amino acids)
Source: RefSeq, a predicted model, not a curated record
AUGGAUCUUGGGUGGUGUGAUUUACCGUCACAGGAGAUGGACAGGAACUCUCUCUGCUGUAUGCUUAUUGUCUGUCAAUUUCGCUUCCCAGGAUCUUCCCUCGAAGCGCGAGGCGAUGCCGCCAAGGAAGCGGGGGAAAAAGGGGCUGCUGCCACCACAACCAAGCAGCAGCAACCGCCACCACCAGGGCCGCCUGGCCCCGACGCGCCUGUGCAGGAGAAGCUGCGGUGGCUCACUGACCAAGAGAUUGAACGUCGGAAAGCUGCCAUCAGAGCUAUUCAAGCAGCAGAGGUUGAGAGCGUACUUUCUCGGCUGCACUUGGUGCGAACCUACAUUUCCAAGGAGCAAGAAGAAGCGUGUGCCUUGCACUAUUUUCAGGAGAACUUGCCCAAUGUAUCAGUUGUCCCGAAUGAAAAGCAGGAUGAGCUUGAGUUGAAGUGGAAAGAGUGGGAUAAUCACAUGUAUGGAGACCACAGGGAUGACAAGGUUUCACGAGCUUCGAUCACGUCAUUGGCAACUGCUGCUGGUUUCCAUUUCUCGGCAGAUUCAGUGCAGAAGAACUUCAUCGAGAGCACCUUAGAUUUUAACAACUUUACAUGGAGUGAGCUACCCGAAGGCGAAAUGACAGGAGCAGGGGAUUCUCUACAGACACCUGGGGCUACGAGUAGCCGACUGUCUUUUGGCAUGACACCGAAAACUGUAAGAGUACCCAAGAACGGGGAGAUGCUCUUAUCUGUGCACGGGUCACCUCUUGGAGUGUACAAAGAAGAAAAUCUGGCACCCAUUACUGAAUCUGGAAAUGGAAGUGAAGAGCCGCCUCGUGAUGCCACAGGCCCUCUACAGUAGCAGCAGCAGAGGGGAAGCUGGGAGAUACUAAUCAGAACUUCAACCACUAAUUCAGACUGUUCGUAGCAUCUCAACCCUUAGAGCGUGACGAGGUUCGGUGUGUGUGGAUUAGGUAUCCUUUUGUGUAGUUUGAUGAAGCUUGUUGUAGGACGCCGGUUUCAGUCAGCUGAGAUCGUUUGUCAGGUGCCUUGGCACAGUGUUGUCUGUUGUUAACUUCGCCACCAGGAAGAUUAGCUGAAUCUUUGGUGCGGCCUUGGUGAUUUACCCAGUUAUUAAGACUUGUGUAAUGAGAUGAGAUGGGCAAGGUAAUACUGUCGAUGCUGUAAA